GAAUGCGAGGUGGAAAAGAAUGAGUGAGCAUGAGUUGGAAGAGUGGCCCAGGAGGAAAUGCAGAACUCGAGAAACAAAACUCUGACGCCAGUCCAUGCAUGCGCACAGAUUCUCACGGACAGCAGCCAGUCCAUGCAUGCUCACAGGUUCUCACGGACAGCAGCCAGUCCAGCUGUUGCGCAUAUCGAGGAAAAGUGCAGCGAAGAAUCGGUUUCUUCAGUGAUUCGCAAACCGGAGUCAGGACCAGGAGGCGGCAAUGACGGGCGAGCUCGGCCUCUUGACCAGCGGAGUUCUGCACGUGACAGCCUCUUCCAACUUCCGAGCAUAUGAUCUUCGAUUACAGCAAACAGUCCGUGCUUUUCCCAAUCGCUCACUCACGCCGCUCGUGGAAUCUGAACAGAAACAGUAGAUCGUGUUUGCCCAUGUCGUACCCGCCCGUCUGUCAGUCGAUGUAAACAAGUGCGCAGACUUCUCUUUAAUCUACAUGUCGUCGGAGAACAAAUUCAAGGCAAAAUCAAAGGUGGGAGCUGAUUUGAGACGAAUGGCAGUGUCGCGUCGACGUUGAGUGUUUGCUGCUGUGCCUAUUCCGGCGAGAUUCGAGAUUCUUCCGCAUGCUGCGAACGGGAGCGAACAGGAAAAGGAAGAAGGUACAAAUCCCAAGAGAGGAUCUCGGUUCUAUCUUUGCGCAAUUUCCCGGUAUGCACCGCGAUGGCGAAAUUUAUCUCGUGGCCGCACUCCGGGCCGUAGACACGUGGUGGAGAUAAAUCAUGGGGAGGGAACAUGAGGCCUUCUUCUCCUUAUCCUGGCCGUGAGCAAAUGUGCUGCUGCUGAGAGGCGCCGGAUGAGGUCUCGCGGGCUUGGAGAUUCUCAGACUCUGUCGUCCACCUUCUGCUUGAGCUAGCCUCGAGAGAUGGACAACACUAACAUGAAGCAGGUUGCCGCCGAUGGCUCCGAGCCAACAAAGGGAAAGGCCCUAGGUUACAUCGUAUGCUGGUUGCUCGGCAAUGGUUGCCUUUUCUCGUGGAAUAGUCUACUUACGGUGGAAGACUACUUCGGGUACCUCUUCCCAGACUAUCACCCCGCAAGAGUUUUUACUCUAGUUUAUCAACCAUUCGCGUUGAUAACUAUGGUGAUUCUCACGAUUUAUGAAGCUCGACUGAACACUCGAGCACGCAACCUGUCGGGAUAUGGUCUUUUUUGUUUCGCCGUUCUUCUUAUACCAAUUCUGGACCUUGCAACUUCAGGAAAAGGAGGGAUUGGUGUUUACGUAGGAAUUUGUAUAUUUGUAGCUAUGUUUGGGGUGGCCGACGCUUGUUCGCAAGGAGGGAUGUUGGGUGACCUGUCUUACAUGCACCCUGACUUCAUCCAGGGAUUUUCUGCGGGACUUGCGACGUCUGGAGUUUUGACAUCAGUUCUUCGACUUAUCACCAAAGGAGCUUUUGAGGGCACACAGAAUGGUCUCCGAAAGGGAGCUCUUGUAUUUUUCUUCAUAUCCGCCUUCUUCGAGGUUUUGUGCUUUCUGUUAUACGCCUUUAUCUUUCCCAAACUCGAAAUUGUAAAAUACUAUCGCUCUAAGGCUGCAUCUCAAGGUUCACAAACCGUGAUAGCCGACCUCGCAGCCAGUGGUCUCACCAACAAAGUACCUGCGAAGGAUUUGGAAUCACCUGUACCUACACGGAGGACAACCGGACAGCUAUUGAAGGAGAAUUGGGAUUAUGCCACAGUGAUCAUUCUGACCUACACACUCACCCUUUCCAUAUUCCCAGGUUUUCUGUCAGAGGACACAGGCAAACAUUCUCUUGGCACCUGGUAUGCCGUCUUAUUGAUAGCAAUGUACAAUUGUGGCGAUCUUCUCGGCAGAUUAUUACCUCAGAUUAAGGUCCUAAUGCUCAGGUCUCGACCAGGGCUCAUGGCGUUCUCGUUAUUCAGAUACAUAUUUAUACCGGCCUUUUACUUUGCUGCAAAGUAUGGCACGCAAGGAUGGAUGCUGAUGUUGUGUAUAAUACUCGGCAUAUCAAAUGGUUACAUAACUGUCUGCGUUUUUGUGAACGCUCCUCGGGGUUAUACGGGCCCUGAGCAGAAUGCACUUGGUAAUGUUCUGGUCACUUCCCUUGUGGUGGGACUUUUUGCUGGAGUUGUGCUCGAUUGGUUGUGGCUUAUCGGAAAGGGAUGGUAAUCGAAGCAGACCCUGUAAUUAAGAUUCACAUGAAACUGUACUAAGCUCAGGAUCCUUGCGUUGAGGCAGUGUAGGAGUCAGUGGAAACUGGUGAAAGCAAAACAUUCUUUCUUUGCUUCAUGGAACUUCACUGUACAGAUCUUUCUGAAUCUGUCUCACUAAGUACAUGCUUCACACCAAACUAGCAGGAAGCUACACCUCUGCACCUUGAUAUCAAGAAGUGUCAAGUGGAGCCCUCUUGCUUCCAGCAUCGUGUUUAUAUAAAUGGUAUGUAUAUACCAAGGUGGUCCAGUGAUGAUAUCCUGGCCACUAUGUAAAUGGAUCAAGUCUAAAAAUCUUUGAACACAAAA
Molecule: messenger RNA, 2526 nt
Organism: Marchantia polymorpha subsp. ruderalis
Lineage: Eukaryota; Viridiplantae; Streptophyta; Marchantiopsida; Marchantiales; Marchantiaceae
Source: the annotation of a GenBank genome assembly